AUGCCUCCAAUCAUUUUUGAGUUGGUGUGGCCCUGGCUGGAAGACGAGGUGGUCCCGAUUGAGGUAGAUUGGGAAUCGGGAGAUUCUGUUAUGGAGGUAGCAGACGUGGUAGUCGUUUGUUCACUGUCGACACUGCUGGUGAGAGUGCUAUCCGUUGUUGUCGUCGGCUUGGCCUCUGUUGUUGAUGAUGCUGUCGUCUUCGUCGUCCUUGUGGUCUUCGUGCUUGUCUUCGACGUGGCGGUCGCCGUGACCGUUGUCACCGAUAUCGUCUCUUUAGUGUUCUCUGGCUCCGUCGAAAGCGACUUGUCACCUUUCGAAUCCGGACAUCCUGAGCCACAGGGAUCAACGGAGCAGCAACCUCGGAAUCCACCUGAGCAGACAUACCACUCUGUGCUGGGUGCACACGCCGUAUCCUGA
This is a messenger RNA of Aspergillus versicolor CBS 583.65, 417 nucleotides long. RefSeq lists its product as uncharacterized. The coding region runs from base 1 to 417 and encodes 138 amino acids. NCBI's taxonomy places the organism in Eukaryota, Fungi, Ascomycota, Eurotiomycetes, Eurotiales, Aspergillaceae. The transcript has a single exon. The record is from RefSeq and is a predicted model, not a curated record.